Molecule: messenger RNA, 522 nt
Organism: Paraphaeosphaeria sporulosa
Lineage: Eukaryota; Fungi; Ascomycota; Dothideomycetes; Pleosporales; Didymosphaeriaceae
Exons: 2
Coding region: 1-522 (173 amino acids)
Source: RefSeq, a predicted model, not a curated record
AUGUGCAUCUCGGGAGAUUCCCACGACGAAUGUCGCCCAUUAACAACACCGCAAUACCCUAAAUUCCCGGCGAACUACGCGAACGAUCUUCCCUAUGGCAUCACUCUAGCAAAUCUCGAAAAGGAAUGUCGCUGUCUAGAUCGUAUCUACGAAUACGCAUGGGUUACCCACAUGGAUAAUUCCAAUAGACUCAAUGCAUACGGAGCCCACAACUCUUUUCCCGCAUCACAGUACUACGUUGAUCAAAUCUUCGUUCUUCCAACCGGCAUCCAAAAUCCUGCACGGAUAGCAGGCUCGUCUCAGAAGUUGAGGAAGAAGACACACUCCAGCACAUGCUUGCAACUAUCCUUCACGAGCAACUCCAUCAGCUCCUGGCCUAUUAUUGCUGUCGCGGUAGUUUUAAGAAGGCUAACAAAGACCAUGUUUGGCCCGUGCUUGGAGAAGCUCGCGAAGAGUCUACAGAUGACGAAGACCAAUUGUUACUUUGCAAUCACCUGUCUGCCCGCACGAUCGAUUUUUUGA